This is a messenger RNA of Soboliphyme baturini, 672 nucleotides long. The record is from the annotation of a GenBank genome assembly. Lineage: Eukaryota; Metazoa; Nematoda; Enoplea; Dioctophymatida; Soboliphymatidae.
AUGGAAUUAGCGUUGGGCAAAGAAAUCCCAAAAGAAGUAGAGAUGCUCUCGACCGAGUGUUGUUACCAUUUCUUCGGCUGUCAGUGGAUCCGGAGAAAAUUUGUUGAAGAAGAGCUAACAAGACUUCGAGGCGGUCAUCCUCAAGAGGAGUCUGAAGCAGAGAAGACCAUUUCGAUUGAUGAUGUCCUUUUCGAACUACCCAAUUACUUAACGAAAUAUCACAGUCGAAAGACCGAAGACAUGCUAUCAAAUCAAAUGCUCUGUGGUAUCCCAGAAGUGGAUCUUGGACUGGAAGCAAAGAUAAAAAAUAUCGAAGAGACAGAAAUAGCGAAAGUGAAGUUGCUGAAAGAAGCGAUGCAGAAAAAGAAAACAGUCGAAGAAACAAUAACCGCGCGGGAGAACAUUCUCAAGGACCUGGCGAAAGGAUAUGUGCAGCAUGCUAUCUUUGAUAUCGACGGAGCUAUCAAUAGCGGAACUGAUCUGAUCAAAAGACUUGAAGGGUGUGGCGCUGAUGAAGGCAUAAGCGUUUCAACGUCGAAAUUCGAAGUCAGUGAUGAAUACCCCCCGCCACCUUGUCCAGCCCCCAACUGGCCGUUAGCAGCUACCUCGCUGAAGCCGACCGACCACGAAUGCUUGAGUCGGUUCAAAGAAAAGUUUGCGAAAAACAACUGA